Messenger RNA from Vairimorpha ceranae, 1062 nucleotides. RefSeq names its product zinc finger protein. Lineage: Eukaryota; Fungi; Microsporidia; Nosematidae. The record is from RefSeq and is a predicted model, not a curated record. Bases 1 to 1062 code for a protein of 353 amino acids. The transcript has a single exon. Gene Ontology annotation, molecular function: zinc ion binding.
AUGUCUUACUUUUUUAAAAACAAUAGAACACUUAAAAAAGCUAACAGUUAUCUUAUCUAUGUUAAUAUAUCAGAUAACUGCAUAUAUGACAUAUCAGAUAUAAUAAUAGAAUAUAAUACAACAACCAAUAAAGUAACUAUCAUAUGUGAUGAUCUUCCUGAAGAUAUUAAAUCCAGAAUGUUAAAAUAUUUCAAGGGUGAUAUCAAUCAAUUUAUCGUUUACAUUGAAGAAAACCUUGAAACUUUUUUAAGCGGAAAGGAGCCAGAGGUAAAAUUAGAAUCUCAUUCUUUAACUUUCGAUAAAUGCGUUUUAGAAGACAAGAUUACAUCUUUACCUGAUAAUUAUGUGUAUCCUACGCAAAACGUAAAUAUAAACAUUUUACAAUAUGAAUUGUCGAAAAAAAAUAUAUACUUUUUUAGUGCUAAAAAAAUUUAUUUACAAGUAAACUGUAAGAAAUGUAAAGAAUCAUGUGAAAUAAAAGAUCUUAAAACAUGUAAAUGUGGGACUUUAUUGAAAUGUAAUUUUAUUCCAACACUAGAUGCUGAAAAGUUAGGCAGUCUUUUUUUCGAAAAUUGCACAUUUUGUCAUUUAAAUCCUUCAAAUUUUCAAUUUAACUGUGCAAAUUGUUUUUCAAACUAUCAAAGUAAUAAAAUUGGGCUUAAUACUAAAUUUCAAAUGAGUUGCUGGAAAUGUAAUACUUUUUUGACAUUUUGUAUAAAAAAAACGACUUUUUUAGAAAAAAAAAAUAUGACAUUUAAGGUUGGCACAUCACUACCGUAUAAUGGCACAUGUAAACAUUACAAAAAAUCUUAUAGAUGGUUUAGGUUCUCCUGUUGUCAAUCUGUUUAUCCAUGUGAUAUUUGCCAUGACUUAGAAAACACUCAUCCUGUACAAGUAGCUAAUAAAAUGAUAUGUGGGUUUUGUUCUAAAGAGCAGUCAGUUAAAAGUGAUUGUACUUGUGGAAUGGAUUUAAAGAAGAGUACUGCAUUUUGGGAAGGUGGAAAAGGUUCUCGUAAUAAGGCAACUAUGAGUCGUAAAGACAGUAAAAAAUACACAAAAUAG